CAUGUUUGUGCAGUGACUCGAGAAAUGACUGUAUAUAAUCAUCCUGGGAAUCCCAGCUUUGACAUAACAUUUUCCCAACAAUUCACCACUAUCAAUCCUCUACGCAACAAGUGCGGGCCAUAUCUUUGUCACAGUUCCCAUCUUCUCGUCCUACUGAAAUCAGUCCAAUCUACCCAUUCUCAAUCAUUUCCACCAAACAAGCGAAAACAGAAUGAAGCUGUCUCUAGCCAUCCUCUCCACCGCCCUUCUCGCCCUCGCUGCCAAUGUCGGCGCAUCGGCCAUCCCGAUUGAGGAGUCGCAAUUAGCCGCCCGCGCCAAAGUCAACCCUAGCCAGCUCAACAACCUCGCCAAGGUGGUUUCCCAAUCCCGGUCGUCCAUCCAGUCUCAGGCGAACCAGGUGGACUCCCAUUCAAGGAGCGUGCUCAGUAGCUGGACCGGUUCGGCAGCGAAGGCUUAUCAGAAGCAGUUGUCUCAGUUCGACGCCGAUGCCAAACACCUGGCUGCAGAGAUGAACAACAUGGCUCAGAAGCUGAAAGCUGCGGCGAAGGCAGCUAGUGGAUAGACGAGAGUCAUGUAUUAAACACCCAGGUAUUUAGAAAUACAUACUCAGCUUAGCCCACACCGGCGGU
Phialemonium atrogriseum is the source of this 629-nucleotide messenger RNA. RefSeq lists its product as uncharacterized. The record is from RefSeq and is a predicted model, not a curated record. The transcript has 2 exons. The coding region runs from base 212 to 562 and encodes 116 amino acids. NCBI's taxonomy places the organism in Eukaryota, Fungi, Ascomycota, Sordariomycetes, Cephalothecales, Cephalothecaceae.